This is a messenger RNA of Suncus etruscus (white-toothed pygmy shrew), 797 nucleotides long. RefSeq names its product THAP domain containing 2 (gene THAP2). Lineage: Eukaryota; Metazoa; Chordata; Mammalia; Eulipotyphla; Soricidae. Bases 1 to 657 code for a protein of 218 amino acids. Gene Ontology annotation, cellular component: nucleus. The transcript has 3 exons. The record is from RefSeq and is a predicted model, not a curated record.
AUGCCGACCAAUUGCGCCGCGGCGGGCUGUGCCACCACCUACGACAAGCACCUGAACAUCAGCUUCCACAGGUUUCCUUUGGAUCCUAAAAGAAGAAAAGAAUGGGUUCGCCUGGUCAGACGCAAAAAUUUUGUCCCAGGAAAACACACUUUUCUUUGUUCAAAGCACUUUGAAGCCUCCUGUUUUGACCUAACAGGACAAACUAGACGACUUAAAAUGGAUGCUGUUCCAACCAUUUUUGACUUUUGUACUCAUAUAAAGUCUAUGAAACUCAAGUCAAGGAAUCUUUUGAAGAAAAGCAACAGUUGUACUCCAACUGGACCAUCUAAUUUAAAAUCAAACUUUAGUAAUCAACAAGUACUACUUGAACAUAGUUAUGCCUUUAGAAACCCAGUGGAGGCAAAAAAGAGGAUAAUUAUGCUGGAAAAGGAAAUAGCAAGCUUAAGAAGAAAAAUGAAAACUUGCCUACAAAAAGAACGUAGAGCAACUCAAAGAUGGAUCAGAGCCACUUGCUCGGCGAAGACUCUGGAAACGAAUAACGUAUUACCCAAGGGUCCAUUAGAACACCUCUUUCCAACUGCCUUGAGCAGCCUUCCUGUGGGAGAGUUUAAGGUUCUUGAACAUGAUCAGCAAAGUGAAGCAUUACCAAUUCUCUAAGUCUAAAAUAACAAAGUACAUCCCUUAAAGACUAGUCUAUAUAGAACUUGAUGCCCCUUCUUCAUUUCAUUCAAAGGAAAAUGACUUAAGGAAAGUACGCCAAAAUUGGGUAUUUAAUAACAUUUUACUUGAAGCUACAU